AUGGUUGCCAUGGAUGAAGAAGCUUUAGGGUGGUUCCAAUGGUGGGAAUCUUGGAACCCAAACCAUUCUUGGGAAGGGUUCAAGAUCGCAAUCUCCCAAAGGUUUCAAGCUUCUAACCUAGGGAAUCCUUUUCAGGCAUUGUUGGCACUAGAACAGGAAAAAGCAGUGCAAGAAUUCAUAGGCCAAUUCGAGAAGCAUGUCGGAAUGGUGAAGGGGUUGGAGGAACCGUUUCUGGUGAAGGUGUUUCUUAAAGGGCUAAAAGAAGAGAUCAACACUAAGGUAAGGCUCUAUGAACCAAAAAACUUGAUGGAAUCUAUGGUCAAGGCUUGGAAAGAACCAUGGAAGGGAAACAAGUCAAACACCGCCACAAAGAACCAGGAACAAGUGAUAGUUGAAGGUAGUGAAUCCUCCAAAGGAAAAACAACAUGCCAAACUUCUCAGAAAUCAAACUACAACAACAACAAGGAGUGGAAGCUCGACAAAAGAAAGGUGAAAUGCUACAACUGUCAAAAACUUGGUCAUUAUGCAAAAGAAUUUUGGCAUGGAGAAGGUGCCAAGAACAAACUCAAUAAUCAUGCAAAUUUGGCUCAAGAUGAAGGCUCAGAUUCUGAACUUGUAUUGCUUAUGGCUACCAUUAGCAGUGAAUCAUCAAGCGACUUCUCAUGGUACUUAGAUUCUGGUUGCUCCACUCAUAUGACAAGGAAGAGGGAUUGGUUCAUCAAUCUAAAUAAAUCAUCCAAGAGCUGA
Molecule: messenger RNA, 747 nt
Organism: Glycine soja
Lineage: Eukaryota; Viridiplantae; Streptophyta; Magnoliopsida; Fabales; Fabaceae
Exons: 2
Coding region: 1-747 (248 amino acids)
Molecular function (GO): zinc ion binding; nucleic acid binding
Source: RefSeq, a predicted model, not a curated record